This is a messenger RNA of Fusarium sp. VM40, 2235 nucleotides long. NCBI's taxonomy places the organism in Eukaryota, Fungi, Ascomycota, Sordariomycetes, Hypocreales, Nectriaceae. The record is from the annotation of a GenBank genome assembly.
AUGCCCACCAGCACAUCCCAGCAGCCAGCCAUGAUCCAGUCACAGCCGGCAGCGGCUCCAGCUCAUUCUGACACACACAUGCUAGUAGCCAACAACUCGGGUCGUCUAAAAUACGCCGAUCCCCGCGAUCUUCCUAGCUAUCCGUCCUCUGGUCUUCGUCCUGAUGGUGCUGCUGCAAGUGCUGCUGCUUCUCUUGGAUGGUCUAACCAGAAACCUAUCGAGCUUUGGAAACCCGACAAAACGUCAUCAGCAUCUGCAGCUGCUGCUUUAGCAAAAAACUACAAGAUGGCACCAACAUGGGAGCCAGUAUCAAACUCCGCCGGCCACAAAGCAGCCCUCUUAGCUGUUGGUUCCGCCAACGCUGCAUUGAACCGAGCACCAAGCCAGCAAAAGUCGCACGAAGGUUGGGGAAAUUCUGCUGCGACCCAAGCAUUCAACACAAAUCGAACCAACUCCAUGCGACAAGCCGGUCCAAAAACCUCCGACACUUCACUACAAGGACAAAAGUCCCUGGCCGCAGCUAAAGGGGCCAUGUCAACCACAAGACGCCGGGCUAAAUCCUCACCGUCGGCCCCAGAUACUGGUGCUACAUUGCCUGCCCAGUCGAGUACAAGACCCGAUGCCCUCAGCGGAGCUACAUUGGCACACAAGGCAAGCCUUAGGGCCAAGACGCCAACGGGGAAUGCAGGCGCUGUGCCGGUCACGACCAUGACUCGCAACAUGUUUACGUCCAACCCCCCAGUCAAGCCGGAGGUGGACGAACGUCAGAACAACGAACAACUUCACGCUUCUGCAGUUGCAAUGGCCCGCAAGAUGUACACACAACAGCAGAAACUUAUCGACGAGGCCAAGGAAAACCACGGACGUGAUACGGAUGCAGCACAGCCAAAGCCUUACAUUAACCUUCAGGAUGCUGCAUAUAAGCAAGCGCAAGAACGACUGGCGAAACUCGAACAGGAGCAUCAAAAGAACCGAGACUACCAAUCGUACUACGGAAAUGAUUCAACGCCAAAGCGCCGGUUCACAUUGACGUCCAAGUUGCGCCGUCGAUCUUCUAGCGAUGGAGACAUCGCUGACCAACAACAAUCCGAGAGGAUUCGGCAGCAAAUGUCGCUCUUCUCCAACAAGCUUACUGAAGUCGACCAGAGGAAGAGACAAGAUGACCGCAACGCGCUGCUCGCUGCGGCGCAACGCAAUGUCAAGGCCCGGCUACAGGGCAUGGAUGAGAAGGUCUAUAAUGAGACUGGCCAAGUGAACCCGACUCUGAUGAGCGAGUGGGAGCUGAAGGCUCAUCAAGUGGCCAACGCCAGCCACGACACUCGCAACCAAAACAAGGGUAAGAUUGAUAUCGGAGGGGGGAAGUUCAUGGACCCCCAGGAAAUAGACGUUAUAGCAGCCAGGAGAAUGCAACCCCUCUUGGAUGAUAUCAAUGAAAAGGCCGAAAUUGAGCGUGAAAGACUUGCCACGCUCAAGAUAGAGGAAGAGGCAAGAAAAGCCGAGCAGGAGAAGCAAAAGACGCGUGAUCGUGAAAUCAAGGAAAUCUCCAAAAAGCUCAAGGAUCAAGAGAAGCAGGAGCAUAGAACCAAGAAGGCUGAAGAAAAGGCAGCUAGAGCGGAAGAGAAGCGCCAGGCUAAAGAAGAGCGACGAAAGGCCAGAGGUGACACAGCGGUCUCGGGUGAUGAGGCUGUUGAUGACGGCGUCAGCACUCGAAGCGAAGAUGCUGUUUCGUCUCCCAUCGCCAUACCAAACGAGUCAACGGAGGCUAGUGCACCAGCAGCGAUUGACACAGAAACUAGCAGCACGGAGAGGGGGCGAAGAAAGCUUAGUGAUGCGGCAUCGCCGACUUCUAAGGUCAAGGGAUGGAUCAAAAACCGAUUCUCCAGAGGUAAAUCUCUCGGAGAGAAGGAUCGUGAAAACCAUGGCGAGAAGAGGGGAAGCUUUGUUGGUGGUGCAGCUCUUCGCGAACCUGAGACCAACCAGAGUGCUACAAGUCUGGACAAUCACGCAACCAGCAUGCGAGAUGUCGCCCUCGCUGGUCGUGUCACCAAUACCGAGUCAAACGACCGGGAACAAGAUGCUGUGCAUGACUCGCGGGGUGUCAGCCCUGUGAGCAGUCUUGAGGACGAUGACGAUCGAGUUUCGGCUAUCGCACCCCCUCGCGCAAUUGCAGACCCUGCGGAGAGAAAAAGUCAUAGUCCAUCGAGGGACUCCAGAUUUAGGGAAAUGAUUAAUUAA